Molecule: messenger RNA, 2343 nt
Organism: Lolium rigidum
Lineage: Eukaryota; Viridiplantae; Streptophyta; Magnoliopsida; Poales; Poaceae
Exons: 3
Coding region: 1-1998 (665 amino acids)
Source: RefSeq, a predicted model, not a curated record
AUGGCGGACGGGGCCAAGCGGAUCGACCUGGGCGCGCCGCUGCGCUCCGCGGUGCGCCCGCCCUGCCACAAGCCCGACCUCAACUCCGGCCCCCUCCGACACCCCGGCGCCGUGCCCUUCGUCUGGGAGCAGAGCCCCGGCAGGCCCAAGAGCGUCCGCACCCGCCGCGCCGCUCCGCCCUCGCCCGCGCCUUCCUCGCACCACCCGCGCCCCUCGGAGGACGAAGGGCCCGGCGGCGCCACCCCGUACCACGACGCCCUCUGCCUGGGGCAGCGCGAGCACGCGCCGCCUUACCAUGUCCCCGCCGCCACCGCUGCGGCCCGUAAGGUUGAGUGGGCGGAGCUCGAGGCGAAGACGGAAGCCAAGGCGCCAGAGGUGCUGUCUGUCGCCGACGUGCUGCGGGACCAAGACGAGGAGGAGAGGUUCUCGGACGCGCAGGAUACGCUGUCCCGGACGGAGUCCUUCACGGUGAACUGCAGCGUCAGCGGCCUCAGCGGCGUGCCGCCGGACCGCCCCGCCGCUGGCGCGGCCGCACCUCCCGACCCAGACGCCCGCGGCUUCAUGAUGGACCGCUUCCUGCCGGCCGCGCAGGCGGUGGCCGUGGGCUCGCCGCAGUACACCUUCCGCAAGGCCGGCACCGCCACCGGCAGCUCCGCCCGCGAGCACGCGCAUGCCAGCUGGAGAGCGGGCGGCGAUGACGAUCGCGCCAGGAGGACGCCUGUCCAGCUCCCCUACCAGCACCUGCCACCCAAUUAUCUGUCCUGUAACUAUCCGAGACAUGAGGAACCUGUGGAGGAGGAGGAGGAGGAUGAUGACGGCGACGACGUACAGAGCACCCGGGGCUUUGCAUCCAAGGGGUGUGGUUUGCUCCCUGGCUUGUGCGUCAAAACAUCCUUGCUACUCCUCAAUCCAGUGCCCGCAAUGAAGAACGGCAAGGCGCGUGGGAGGGGAAGAGGCAGGGGGUUGCCAUCGAAGGGCAGGGGCCAGAAUGCGCCGAGCCCUCUUGCCCGGAGCUCACAGAACAAGAAUCUUGGUUGCGAUUCUAAUGGGCGAUACUGGGAGGAAGUGUACAAGCACAAGUUGGAGCAGAAGUAUGUUCACCAAGCAGAGGAUAAGAGGAGCAAGAUGACGAGUGAGUCCAACCAUCUGACGUUUUGGAGCGACUCUCAGACCGCGGAUGGGUCUUCGCCAUUCCACCAGUCCAUAGGUGGUGGUGUGUCUCCCUACCGCCGUGAUGUUGCCUUAUCGUCGUCACCUAAAGAAAGUGUAUCAUUUGAAGUAAGAGAUAGAGAUGAGAAGAUGAGUAGAAGCAAUGGCUCUAGCUCGCUUGGAAUAGACCAUGAUCACGGCUCAUUGGUAGGAUCAGAUCAUAGUAGUUUCAAGGGAUCGAGCUCCAUGAGCUCGGGGGUCGAUAAAACAUCGCACGAAGACUCAAUGGAUCACCGUGCAGGUAUUGAUUCAGAAACCAGCCACUUGGCUCUCUUACCGGAUCCAAAGCCAUCUUUGAAUCCAGGAUCUGAUGUUCAACUUGGAGGAAAACCUACUGUUGAAAGUAACAGUAUAAGGGAAGUUACAGAUAAUGGUCCGUCGACAGAAAGAAUCACCGAAGUGCCAGAACCCGCUGUGUUAACGCCUUCGCGAAAUGCUGGAUUGGUGAAAUUUGAUGAUACAAAAACUUCCACUUAUGAUACUAGUCGCGAUGUUCCAGUACGUUCGGAAGAGAGUAUUGCUGUCAAGAAAGAAAGUAGGCCUUUGCAAUAUCUAAUGCCGUUGCCUGUCCCAAAAUCACCUUCAGACUCCUGGCUUUCUCGCAAUCUGCCAUCUGUGAAGAAUAAACCACCUGCGCCAUCUUUCCUUGGAAUCCAAGUACAGCCAAAGAAACAAGCUCCCUGGGCUCCGGGACAUCCAAAGGAGAAUGGUCUUAAGCCCCCCAGGCAACGUCAAAUAAGAUUUGCAGAUGUGGUUGAGAGGCCUAAUUAUGUGGAUACUGAGAUAUGAUGUGUUCUCUCAGGACCAAUAAUUAUUCAUGACAUGAUUCCUUGGCGGACAUUACAUCAUAUAUGCCUGCGACUACCAGCACCCAACGGUUCCAUAGAGGCAUAUAUGUAGUGUGUAUCGCUGUUGUGGUGAUGGCUGGUAACUACCUACCAGAAACUCAUCAUGUUGGUGAUUUGGAUGUGCAUGCCAUGUUUUCAUACUAUAUGUUUUAUGUUACCCAAUAUAUGCUAGUAGUGGCUUAGGUCUGUUGUAAAUCAUAUAUCGAUACUGGAUUGUUUCUGUUUUGUUCACCUUAGUGUCCAUAAAUUAUGUAAAACUGUUCACUCUGUUACACUGUUGAGUUGA